Boeremia exigua is the source of this 1158-nucleotide messenger RNA. Its product is annotated as GTP cyclohydrolase 1 type 2/Nif3. NCBI's taxonomy places the organism in Eukaryota, Fungi, Ascomycota, Dothideomycetes, Pleosporales, Didymellaceae. The record is from RefSeq and is a predicted model, not a curated record. Bases 1 to 1158 code for a protein of 385 amino acids. Gene Ontology annotation, cellular component: cytoplasm; mitochondrion. The transcript is spliced from 2 exons.
AUGUGUUGCACCGAGAACUGUCUCGAGCUUUUGCCUGAUGGCCUCGGGCGUGACGCCGGAAGUCGCUGCAUUGCGGGCGGCCUCGUCAUCUCGCUUGCAGACAACUCUUGGGACAACACGGGACUGUUGUUAGAGGCUCCCUUCGACCCUUCCCGUCGUCAGGACAACACCGUGUUGCUCACCAUCGACCUCACCAAGGCUGUCGCCGACGAAGCCAUCGCACUGAGGUCGUCGAUCAUAGUCGCGUACCACCCAAUCAUCUUUCGAGGCCUCAAGUCCCUCACCCUUGCCAACUCUCAGCAGCAGACACUCUUGCGCCUUGCCAGCCAUGGAAUCAGCGUGUACAGCCCACACACCGCCGUCGACGCAGCACCAGGAGGACUCGGCGACUGGCUGGCCGACAUUGUGACCGGGACGAAGACGAGCUACGAUGCCUCGCCGUCCGCGGAAGCGACCCCAGCACCUCAAAGCGAAGGCGACCACGAUCCAUUUGUACAGCAAAAAGGAGGGGCCACACUGUCCGUUCAACGACCCACUUUCCAGCUGCAGCAUCACCCCAGCCAGACCACCCUACGCCUGUCAAGAGAUCCGCCCCAGACAACAUCUGUUCCCCACACCCGCCGUCCUGUUGUUCCCCAGUUGCCUGAGAUCAAGACACAUCCAGGCGCAGGCAUGGGACGCAUUGUGGAGUUCAGCAAUGCGCAGCCACUAACAACUCUGCUGGAUCGCAUAGGUAAAGGUUUGAACAAUCCAAAGGGUUUUCCCAUCGCAAUUCCACAGGACGCCAACAUCGGGGACAUUGAGAUACGAAGUGUGGGCAUUUGCGCAGGCUCAGGAGGAUCGUUGCUCGCAAACCUGGAUGUCGAUCUGCUGUUCACAGGAGAGAUGAGUCACCAUGAGGCACUGGCUGCUAUCGAGAAGGGUCAGGUUGUCAUCAACUUGUUCCACAGCAAUUCAGAGAGAGGGUUUUUGGCUGAAGUUCUCAGGGAGCAACUGGAAGAUACGAUUGAGGGAGAAUGGUCGGUGGUCAGAGAGGAGGAAAAGGGUAAUGAGAGGCUGAAGGAGGCGUUGGCACACGAUGAAUUUGAGGUUGCGGUCAGUGAGGCGGACAGGGAUCCGUACGGCAUCUUGGUAUUAAAAGGCAAUGCCGAAGAGUAG